Molecule: messenger RNA, 1343 nt
Organism: Vitis riparia (riverbank grape)
Lineage: Eukaryota; Viridiplantae; Streptophyta; Magnoliopsida; Vitales; Vitaceae
Product: extensin-like
Exons: 2
Coding region: 42-1148 (368 amino acids)
Cellular component (GO): plasma membrane
Molecular function (GO): electron transfer activity
Source: RefSeq, a predicted model, not a curated record
CCUUCUGGUUCAUCAGCUACUAAACAUUUUUAUAGACACAAAUGAUGGCCAGGUUCAUGUGCAUGGUGGGUGUUAUGAUUGUUGUUGCUGCGACAUUAACGGUGAAUUUCGCAGCUGCCCAGACUGUGCAUGUGGUGGGAGACAGCUUGGGUUGGACGGUGCCUCCAAAUGGGGCUGCUGCAUACACUAGCUGGGCUUCUAAUAAGCAAUUCAUGGUUGGUGAUAUUCUAGUGUUCAAUUUCGCCACGAAUGAGCAUGAUGUGGUAGAACUAUCAAAAGAAUCGUUUGAUGCGUGCAAUUAUUCGAAUCCAAUUGGAAGCAUCAUCACAACCGGUCCUGCAAACAUCACUCUCAACGCCACCGGCAACCACUACUACAUCUGCACUAUUGGCCGGCACUGCACCGCUGGUCAGAAGCUAGCCAUUACUGUCUCAGCCACUUCCAGCUCGAAUCCCCCUUCUGCAUCUCCAGCAUCCCCACCGCCAACCACCAUUGCCACACCUUCUCCGACUGCUACUCCUGAUGAUCGCACUCCCACUCCAUCACCAAGUCUCAUGACCGACGCCCCUCGUGCUGCAACUCCAACUCAAACUCCGGCAGCCCCACCACCAACAGCCACUAAACCACCUUCAGGGGCACCUUCUCCGACUGCCACUCCUGAUGAUUGCGCUCCCACUCCAUCACCGAGUCUCAUGACCGACGCACCUCCUGCUGCAACUCCAACUCAAACUCCGGCAGCCCCACCACCAACAGCCACUAAACCACCUCCAGGGGCACCUUCUCCGACUGCCACUCCUGAUGAUUGCGCUCCCACUCCAUCACCGAGUCUCAUGACCGGCUCACCUCCUGCUGCAACUCCAACUCCAACUCAAACUCCGGCAGCCCCAUCUCCAACAGCCACUAAACCACCCCCAAGGACACCUUCUCCGACUGCUACUCCUGAUGAUUACGCUCCCACUCCGUCACCGAGUCUCAUGACCGACGCACCUCCUGCUGCAACCCCAACUCAAACUCCGGCAGCCCCACCACCAACAGCCACUAAACCACCUCCAGGGACACCUUCUCCCACUGGUAAUCCUGAUGAUUGUGCUCCGACACCAUCACCCAACCCCAUGACUGGUUCACCAGCUCCUGCAACCCAUCUCUAGACGCUUCUCCAUCAUCUGCCGUCUUUGCAAGUGCCCUUGCCUCCUUGGUGUCCGUGGCCAUGGGUUUCUUUCUCUAGAUAGAAGAGUAGACUCAUAUUUGACACUGUUUGAGGUCUGUGGUACAAUAUUACAUUUGAGGUUGGAGUCUUGAACUAGACUACUACGUGUUGUUUAAGCAUAUUACAUUCAAUAAAA